This is a messenger RNA of Trichosurus vulpecula (common brushtail), 484 nucleotides long. Its product is annotated as 60S ribosomal protein L17-like. Gene Ontology annotation, biological process: cytoplasmic translation. Gene Ontology annotation, molecular function: structural constituent of ribosome. Gene Ontology annotation, cellular component: cytosolic large ribosomal subunit; ribosome. The record is from RefSeq and is a predicted model, not a curated record. NCBI's taxonomy places the organism in Eukaryota, Metazoa, Chordata, Mammalia, Diprotodontia, Phalangeridae. The transcript has a single exon. The coding region runs from base 2 to 484 and encodes 160 amino acids.
AAUGGUGAGGUACUCUCUUGAUCCAGAGAACCCCACAAAAUCAUGCAAGUCAAGGGGUUCAAAUUUCUGGGUCCACUCCAAGAACAUGCGUGAAACAGCCCAAUAUAUCAAGGGCAUGCAUAUCCGAAAAGCGACCAAGUAUUUGAAAGAUGUCACAUUGAAGAAACAAUGUAUUCCUUUCCAUCGAUAUAAUGGCGAAGUUGGCAGGUGUGCCCAUGCUAAGCAAUGGGGUUGGACACAGGGUCAUUGGCCCAAAAAGAGUGCUGAAUUCUUGCUGCAUAUGCUUAAAAAUGCAGAGAGUAAUGCAGAACUGCAGGGUUUGGAUGUGUAUUCUCUUGUCAUUGAGCAUAUCCAGGUUAACAAGGCUCUCCAAAUGCGAUGGCAUACUUACAGGGUUCAUGGCCAAAUUAACCCAUACAUGAGUUCUCCUUGCCAUAUUGAGAUGAUACUUACUGAAAAGGAACAAAUUGUUCUUAAACCAUAA